GAAACCUUGUUAUCUGCCUAGUUUCAAACUUGUUCAACCCAAACACCCUUCUAUCCUGUUUCAAACAACAACCAUGGCUGCUACGAUGGCCAUAUCCACCUUGCUCUUCAUUUCCUUCUUCACUAUGUCAUUGGCUUUGGACAUGUCCAUCAUCAGCUACACCAAUGACCAUGACCAAUCAAGUGUCAUGGCCAUGUACGAAGAAUGGCUAGUCAAACACCAAAAAGUGUAUAAUGGGUUGGGAGAAAAAGACAAGAGGUUUCAAGUUUUUAAGGAAAACUUGGGAUUCAUUGAUGAGCAUAACGCUCAAAACCUCACAUACAAACUUGGGUUGAACAAGUUUGCUGAUUUAACUACCGACGAAUACCGUGCCAUGUUUUUGGGUACAAAGAAUGAUGCUAAGCGCAGGGUCAUGAAAACCAAGAGCACCGGUCACCGGUAUGCUUAUAACGCCGGUGACCGGUUGCCGGUUCAUGUGGAUUGGAGGUUGAAAGGUGCCGUUGCUCCGAUCAAAGAUCAGGGAAGUUGCGGAAGUUGUUGGGCAUUUUCAACGGUGGCCACAGUGGAAGCUAUAAAUAAGAUAGUAACAGGGAAGCUUGUGGCUUUGUCAGAACAAGAACUUGUGGACUGUGACAGAGACUACAAUGAAGGGUGCAAUGGGGGUCUCAUGGAUUAUGCUUUCGAGUUCAUCAUUGGAAAUGGUGGCAUAGACACAGAGGAAGACUAUCCAUACCAAGGAGUUGAAGGCAAAUGUGAUCCAACAAGGAAAAAUGCUAAGGUAGUGAACAUUGAUGGGUAUGAGGAUGUUACACCAUACAAUGAGAAUGCAUUAAAGAAAGCUGUGGCUCAUCAACCUGUGAGCGUUGCUAUUGAGGCUUCUGGCAGGGCUUUGCAACUCUAUCACUCUGGUGUAUUUACUGGUAGAUGUGGCACAAACUUAGACCAUGGUGUGGUUGUUGUUGGAUAUGGAUCUGAAAAUGGUUUGGAUUAUUGGCUGGUGAGGAACUCAUGGGGCACUGGCUGGGGUGAGGAUGGCUACUUUAAGAUAGAGCGUAAUGUGAUAAGUUCCACUGGGAAGUGUGGAAUCGCAAUGGAGGCUUCAUACCCAGUGAAGAAUGGUAAAAAAUCUGCAAUCCUUAAUUCAUCUUAUGAAAGCACUGAAGUGUAUAUUAGCAGUGCUUGAAGCACCAUCAUCAUUACUUUGGGACCGGGAAGAGGAACAAGUGCUAAAGGAGAAAGAAAGUGAUGUUGCUGUUACUUUAGAUAUUGCUAUUGGAUAUGACUAAUGAUUGUGCUACUAUUGUACAUAGAUUUCUUCACGUGCAAACUGCACCUGAUUAUCAAUUUGUACUGGUUUUCACUUA
Molecule: messenger RNA, 1364 nt
Organism: Gastrolobium bilobum
Lineage: Eukaryota; Viridiplantae; Streptophyta; Magnoliopsida; Fabales; Fabaceae
Product: cysteine proteinase COT44-like
Exons: 4
Coding region: 74-1183 (369 amino acids)
Cellular component (GO): lysosome
Molecular function (GO): cysteine-type endopeptidase activity
Source: RefSeq, a predicted model, not a curated record